Syngnathoides biaculeatus (alligator pipefish) is the source of this 2744-nucleotide messenger RNA. It is a transcript of the gene nrg1, whose product is annotated as neuregulin 1. The record is from RefSeq and is a predicted model, not a curated record. Gene Ontology annotation, molecular function: chemorepellent activity; protein tyrosine kinase activator activity. The transcript is spliced from 8 exons. Gene Ontology annotation, biological process: activation of transmembrane receptor protein tyrosine kinase activity; animal organ development; intracellular signal transduction. Bases 721 to 2652 code for a protein of 643 amino acids. Lineage: Eukaryota; Metazoa; Chordata; Actinopteri; Syngnathiformes; Syngnathidae.
GGGAGCAAGGAUGCAGUAGCAGGACAGGAAGAGAAGGAAAGAGGGAGGAGGCCUGCCCUGUCAUGACUUAGAGAGAAAGAACAGUGCAAAAGGAAGGUUGAAAGAAGAAAAAAGGGGAGUAACCCAUCUUCUCUGCCGCUGCGGCCAACCUCACUCCUUCCCUCCCUUCCUCCCUCCCGCCCUCUCUCUAUCAUUCUGUUUCUCUCUUCUUUCCCUUAAUCAUCUGUUUCUGUGGUUGCUGUGGAGAGGGAGGACACCUGCCGCUCCCUCCAUUCUGCCGCCGGGAGCUUCACAGACAGACAAGCCAACAUGUCCCGCCUGCCACUGCAGUGCCCAGCCGUCCCAUCCGAUGCACUCCAACUAGCGCAGUUGCAGAUGUCCCAUCACGACAACGCCAUUGCCGUCGUCCAAAUGCACAGCCUACCUGAAUAUUCCACUUGUAGACACGUGAGUGCAUUUCUUUAAGAGUAUGCAACUCCUUUACAUGGUUCAUGGAAGCCCAACCGCAUACAUCCCAGACUGCUGACAAGGUCAGAAUCAAGAACAUUUUCCUACUUUCAUCCGCAAUCCAGAGUCUCCUCAUGAUGGGCAUCAUGCUUAAAGUGACUGGUGGCUAAUGUUAUCUGAGUUAUUUGUGUUCACUGAACCUGCAUCGAGCAGUUGAAAAAAAAACAACAACAAAAAAAACAAACAACCAAAAAAAAAAAAAAGACAAAAAACAUGACUGAGGGAAUGGAGGAUUUCUCUGCAGCACCAGUUCCCCCUACUGGACUAGGCUCCCCGUCUGGCUCCACUGGUGAUACUGGACAAGUCCCAGAGGAGAAACCAAAGGAGAGAGAGGCAGCUGGAGAAAAUGGGCAGAAGGUUGCAGAGGUAACUGCAAAGGGAGGAGAUGAUGAUGAUGAUGAUGGCGGCGGUGGUGAUGAUGAUGGCGGUGCCGGUGGCGUCGGCAGUGAUGGGAACCAACCUGGAGCUGUAGGAGUUCUGGCUUUGCCAGGGACCUGCUGUGUGUGCAUACAGAUGGAACAGAUUGACAAUUGCCUGCACUCGGAGAAAAUUUGCAUUCUCCCCAUUCUGGCCUGCCUUCUUAGUUUAGCUCUGUGCACAGCCGGACUCAAAUGGGUAUUUGCGGAUAAGAUCUUUGAGUACGACCCGCCCAUUCAUUUGGACCCUAAACCCAUAGGGCAGGACCCUAUUAUCAUAUCAGCGGACCCCACACUAAGACUAACGAUGACAAUUCCUCAUUCAUCUCCGUCGGCCACCACCGCCACCAUAACCUUGGCACAUCCAGACAUUUUCAUGGAGGACAAGUCUACGCGGCGGUCAUACAUGCCGCCGCGGUGGAGCCCAUCUGAAUUGUCUGUCACAAUCAAAACCACCGCUGAACUUGCAACCGUCCCAAAGGAGACCCCACUGCCUUUGACAACACAGGAAGUGAAUGAUAUCUUCAUCCCAACUAUCUCUUCUACCAGCACCACCACUACAGCAAAGACCUCCAGUCAUGUGAUGCGUUGUAGUGACAGCCAGAAGAACUACUGUGUUAAUGGAGGGGAGUGCUUUACCCUUGAAAUCAUGCCGGGCAGUACAAAAUUCUUGUGCAGGUGUCCAAAUGAAUUUACAGGUGAUCGCUGCCAAAACUAUGUAAUGGCCAGCUUCUACAAAGCUGAGGAGCUGUAUCAGAAACGUAUCUUAACGAUAACAGGAAUCUGCAUUGCACUCCUAGUCGUGGGAAUCAUGUGUGUGGUCGCCUACUGCAAAACCAAGAAGCAGAGGAAGAAGCUCCAUGACCGUCUCAGGCAGAACCUGAGGACUAAGAGGACCAAGCUGGCAAAAUCACCCAGCCGACGUCAGGUUUCCAAUUUGCCCCUACAGGAUUUGCAGCAAACCAAACACUGUAAUGGGAUAACAAUCCAACAUGCAUCUGAGAAACAGACAGAAACAACAUUCUCCACGAGCCAAUAUGUCUUAUCAACACAACAACCUACCACACUCGCCAACAUCUCCAGUCAAAGGUAUCUUUCGGAUGAGAAAAUCCUGCCUCCUUUGUUUACGGUUUCCUGCACACCUCCUGCAACUCCAAACUCUCCUCCUUCAGAGACGUCAGCCACUCUUUCGAGCCAGGCCAUCUCGGUCCCCUCUGUGGCUUUGAGUCCCUCAGCUGAAGAGAAGCGCCCCCUACUCUUGUCAAAGGCAAAUCCCCCACCCAAGUCCUUAAACCAAGAUGAACUUAAGAGAACCUCUGCACAUUACAACCAUGGCCAAGAAGCAGAUAGCUUACCAGCUAGCCCGCUCUGUGCCAUGGAGAAUGAUAACUACCAAAUCACAGUCACUACGGCUGCUAACCAUAUGAUGUCAGCAUCCGCAGAGAAACUAGCGAACGCAAACAACAUUAUAAAUAACUACAGCAUCAAAGAACCAACAGUUAUCAAUGGUUAUGUGCGGUGUAAUAAAGAGUUCAGUACUGACAGCAUGUUGGCCAGUGAAUCAGACAAUCCAAAGGGGAAUCACACACCAUUUAUUUCUAUAGAGAACGAUAAAUCCCUGCUGAUCAGGGCUAAGGAUAGCAGUAGGACUACUGAGGCAUCAAUAAAUGGUGACCUGCAAGCCAUGUCAUCUAGUGCCCCCACCAAACAAGAAACAAGAACUGUGUAAGGGGGGGGGGGGUUGCUUGUUUGGAUUAAAAAAAAAAAAAUCAACCAAGAAAAAAACGUCACUAUUAACCUUUAUUUUAUGAUAAAAACAUU